This is a messenger RNA of Tribolium madens (black flour beetle), 1054 nucleotides long. RefSeq names its product ankyrin repeat domain-containing protein 39-like. Gene Ontology annotation, molecular function: protein binding. The transcript is spliced from 4 exons. The record is from RefSeq and is a predicted model, not a curated record. Gene Ontology annotation, biological process: negative regulation of biosynthetic process. Bases 1 to 825 code for a protein of 274 amino acids. NCBI's taxonomy places the organism in Eukaryota, Metazoa, Arthropoda, Insecta, Coleoptera, Tenebrionidae.
AUGGAGAUACCGGCGAGCCUACUCAUGUCGACGGGAACCUACGCAUAUGUGGCUGUGAAGGCCUCCUUGCAUGCCGCAGAUAGUGCCGUUUUUGGCCUCAACGAGGACGAAAUCGUUGCACUAGUGAAACGAUUCGAGAGUUAUAAAAAGGAAGUGAUUAAUGGGAUUUUGCUGAAAGCGACGCCGGUGCAAGUGAUCAAUGCCUUGGGGCAGCUGGGGUACAGGGUGGUCGGGACCACGGGCGAAGCCGAAAUUGUCUGGACUUUGCAACAAACUUGUUACUUUGAGAGACAACAUAACACCAUGUGCGAAUGCGGGGGGCAUUCAGGACCAAAUUCUGUAUCUCAGUCACUAGAUGAGCUAGAAUUCGAGCGUGGACUAUGGUCGGCAGCGCAAUACGGCGACCUCGAUAGGACCUUGCAUCUGUUAAAUAAAGGUUUUCGAGUGGAUCAGAGGGAUGCUGCGGGUUACACAGCUCUACAUUAUGCCGCCAGGAACGGUCAUUUGGAUGUUUGCAGACUCCUUAUAGACCGGGGGGGCUGCGUUGAUGCAGUCACGUGUCAGGGCAAAGCGACGCCAUUACAUCGAGCAGCAACAGUUGGAAAGUUUGAAAUUGUGAAGUUUCUGUUGGAAAAGAAAGCCAACUGUCGCUUGAAGGAUGCCGAUGGAAAAACAGCUUUACACAGAGCUGCCGCCAGUAAACAUCUACAAAUUUGUGAAUAUUUACUUCAAAUCGAGCCAAGUUUACGAAACGAAGUGGAUAUUCAUGGUAAAAGACCGGCUGACUACGUCCAAACUACCGAAUUCGUCUCUUUAUUAAAUUAAGCAAAAUGUAUUUUUAUUAUUCGCCAAAUUAUUAAAUUCGUGUAUUCACAUUUUGUACCAAAAUUAACAUUGUAGGGUCAUAUAUAUUUAGUGAGAUUAAUAAAGGCUGCACUCACACACACCAACAACAUUUUAUGUAAUUUUGCAAUAAUCGUAAGCAUAUCCUACCAACACAUCGGUGUUGACUUUUCUGUGUAAAAUAACACCCAAUAAAUAGCUGUGAAACAUC